AUGGAACGAAGCCCAUAUCAUCGCCCACAUCUUCUCAAGUGCCAAUCACAGCAGCUGGAGAACAUCAACGAGGAAGGCCCCAUAUGCUGGCACUCGUCAUCGCUGCGGGCCCCUGAGACUCCUACAGAGACCAUGGAGUUCCUUGCAAGGUCAUGGAGCCUGUCUGCCAUAGAGAUCUCGAAAGCCCUCGCGAUGCUCGAAAGUAAGGAGGAUCCUCCAGACUCCUCAUGCAUGGAGAAACCAGCUUUGCCCUCAAAUGAGAACGUUCCAAAUACACCCAACGCGCAACUAACCACAGCCGCCACCGAAGAUGAAACUGCGGUGAAAAAAACAACAAUUACACCACCAGCGGUGCCGACUCAUGAAGCCAUUGGCAUCAGUCCUCCCAUUUCCCCAAGAGAUCAUAUGGAUAUUAAGCUUCUUAGAGGAUUGCCACGAGGGAAAACGAUGGGCAGCUGGCUGAAGGAUCAUAAGGAGAAGAGAAGGGCGGAAGCUCGAACCCGUAAUGCCGAAGUGUAUGCUGCGACUUCUGUGGCAGGGGUUGCAGCUGCAGUUGCUGCAGUUGUAGCCAGCACCGUCUUUUCACCCGAUGGGUCGAAAACCAACUCUGGUUCGAAGAUUACUGCAGCCAUUGCUUCGGCUGCAGCACUGGUGGCAUCACACUGCGUGGAGAUGGCUCAGGCAUUUGGGGCCAGUCAUGAGCAGAUCUUAGCCGUCAUCCACUCUGCCGUCAAUGCACAAACUAGCGGAGAUGUCAUGGCAUUGACUGCUGGAGCUGCCACAGCCUUAAGGGGAGCAGCAACACUGAGGGCAAGGCUAUAUAAGGAAAUACAGAGUGCAGCAUUAGCAGGAGAGAGAAACGAAACAGAGGGAUGCUCAUCAGCUUUGAGUUUCAUUUCCAGAGGGGGAGAUCUUCUUAAACGUACAAGAAAAGGUGUUCUUCAUUGGAAACAAGUGUCAGUAUACAUAAAUUCUAGUUGGCAGGUGAUUGUUAAGAUGAAAAGCACACACAUGGCUGGAACCUUCGUGAAGAAGAAAAAGAGUGUCGUUCUUGAUGUCUGCUCCAAUAUCCCAGCAUGGCCCGGCAGAGAAUUAGAAGACAGCAGCCAUCAAAGAGCUUACUUCGGAAUCAAAACACCCGAAAGGAUAAUUGAAUUUGAAUGCAAAAACAAACAUGACCAACAGAUCUGGAUUGAAGGCAUACGCCAAAUGUUAAAUUGUCAUGCCAACAUGAAUGUCACCGUGGCAAUUUAAU
Messenger RNA from Elaeis guineensis (African oil palm), 1255 nucleotides. RefSeq names its product VAN3-binding protein. NCBI's taxonomy places the organism in Eukaryota, Viridiplantae, Streptophyta, Magnoliopsida, Arecales, Arecaceae. The record is from RefSeq and is a predicted model, not a curated record.